GGAAAGCAAUUCGUAUGAUAUCUGAUCAUCAUCAACUUCAUUUUUACGAAUGUAGGCACGGGUUAUCUUUCUAAUAAUUGAUGGUUUAAAUGGCCUCCAAUAUUAUUUACAUUCAUGAUUUGCCUUUUCAACCACGGAGGCAAUUAUGCCGUAUUCUUGAUGCAGAUCGACGUUGGGAAGAACUUGGUGGCAACCAUAUGAGUUAUGAUGUUACAACUUUAACUCUUAUUGGCCAGGCUGUUCAGAGGGAGCAAAGUCCUACUUGGGAAUUACUGAACAAAUACAGUCAGAAAAAUGGAACCAUUAAACACCUUUUUCUUAUGUUAGCCAAAAUGGAUCAUCAAAGGGCAAUGUCAGUUUUGCAGCCAUAUGUGGAUGCAAAGUAUCAUUGCCUGUUACGAAAUGAAAGUUUAAGAACUUCAACAUUUUUAAGCUGUUUGAAACAAGAACAUAACCCUGGAUCAAAUUUUUCUCAAUUCUCAGUUUCUUGUAAUGAAAGUUCUUAUCAUUGGACACAGUCUCCUAUUCAUAAACAAAUGCCAUCUGAAAUUGGUUCCUCAACUAAAACCAAAGAAUGUUCACCCCUCUCUGCAUCCAAGUUGAAAGGUGAUUCAGCUAAUAUGAAAGAAAAUUAUAGUUCAGUGUCUCUGCAUUCAAAGAUGAACAGUCUUAAUGUGUCUGAAUCGAAAUCUAAAGCUGCUGCAGGAAAACAAUCACCAAAUAAGAAUAAUGUUAAGAAAAUCAACUUGUCAAAGGAAUCCUUAUCAGAUAAUUGCAUUUCAGAAAAAUUAAAAAAUAUUAAAAAGUGUUCUCAAGAUGUGCCCCCAAACAAAAAGUAUGUUGGUCAAACUUCUCCAUCCCCUGAUGCUGCAAGUAUGAGCAGCCAAGAAGACUCCUUGCUUGAUAUAAUGCACAUAACAUAUAAUGACAUUUGCAAAGCUACGAACAAUUUUGAUGAUAAUCGUAUUUUAGGAAAAGGUGGAUUUGGAAUCGUUUAUAAAGGGGAUUGGAAAGGAACUUCGGUUGCAAUAAAAAAGCUGACACCAAGAAAUAGUUCUGAUGAAGCUUCACAGCAUGUAGUGAGUUUUAAGCAGUCACUAAAUGAACUUAACGUCUUAAAACGUUGCCGCUUCGAUCAUAUAUUACCAUUAUAUGCUGUUUCUUUAGAUGGCACAUUUCCUUGUUUAGUUUAUCAGUUAAUGGUUAAUGGAUCAUUAGAAGAUAGAUUGUUGUGUAAGAAUAAAACUCCUCCUCUCACAUGGUCUCAAAGAAGUCAUAUUGCAGAAUGCACUACAAAAGGUUUGAACUACUUACACACUGCACCAGAAAAACCUCUCGUGCAUGGUGACAUUAAAAGUGCUAAUAUUCUUUUGGAUGCUAACAUGGAUGCUAAAAUUGGAGAUUUUGGAUUGACAAGAGAAGGACCUGGGUGUGAUGUAACUCAUGUCAAAGUUUCUAGUGUUCAUGGGACACAGUGUUACUUACCUCCUGAAUACUUAAGACAGAGACAUUUGUCACCUCAAGUCGACAUCUAUAGCUAUGGUAUUGUUUUACUGGAAAUUGCAACUGGAUUAAGGCCAUUUGAUCAGAAGAGAGGUGAAGCAAAACGCCUGGUUGAUUACGUGGAACUGUAUCGAGAAUCUGGUCGGCUAGACAAUCUAAGAGAUAUAAAAGCUGGUGAGGAGAAAAUGGUGUGGUUUGGUGAAUUAAUACAAAUAGGACAUGUGUGUAGCAAGUUUGACAAGAAAAAAAGACCUCCAAUGCAAGAGGUUUUAGAUCGCUUUGAGAAAAUAAAGGCAGAGAUAUCAGUAAUGGAUAAGAUCAGGCGCAUGUCUAAUGAUAGAGGAACUUCUUUAAAAAAUAAUUUGACUCCCCUGGAACUUCAAGUGUUUUAUGACCUGCAAAAUAACGCCAGUAGUGCUUCAACUAACAGCAAAUUCCCUGCGACAUUACAGCAAAAUGAUGUCAGUGAAACUCCUGUCAGAGUAGAAAAAUCAAAAGAUUUAGACUGUGUUAAUAGUAAUUCAUCUGCAAUCAGCAGUGAAAGUUUGGCCACUAGUGACUCUUCCGAUACUUCUGACUAUUGCCAAAAUCAGCUUUCAACUAAUCAAGCAUGUGUGAACAAUGAAAAUGAAACUGCAAGAAAUGACUAUACAUUUGAUGGUAAAGCUCCCGUGCCUCUCAUAUCAUUACUUCGGUGCCAGUUAUCCGCUAAUGACUCUGUUGUUUUUUCUGAGGAAACUGAUAAUUGCACAAGUAGCAACAUAACAGAAAAUCCAGAAUAAAGAAAAGGAAUUGAUAAAUUAUUUAGUGUUCGUGAAAAGACUCAUAUGGACAAUUAUAAACUUACUUCCAACUAUCAAUUCUAUAGUAAAUGAAGUUUCCAGUUCUGCAUUUUUUCCUGAUAUUACACAACUGUGAUUCAUAUCCAAACAAAUCCUACAAAAGCAGAUGAAAUAUUUGUUGGGUAUAAGGGUCUGUAUUCUUUAUAAUUGAAGUUAGAAAUUGCCGUAAAACGCCAAUUUAUUGUAUUUAAGUAUGCAGACCCAUGUAGUAAAACAGAAAAAUUGAGAGCUUUCUUGCAAAAAAUUCUGUAUAAGAUUAUUGACUAAAUAGUAUGCUCUUUUUCAAGUCUUGGCAUAAAUAUAUGCAUAUGCUUGUUAAAAUAUUUUUCAAUCAUUUUAUUAAAAAGAGGAACUAAAAAUGAAUUUUUUCGAAUGUUCUAUAAACACCUUUUUUAAUUAUUUUUAAUAAAUAGAUUAAUGUAACUUAUUAAGAAAUCAAAAAUGUCUUUUAUGUGUGUUGUUCAUGUUUUUUAUUAUUAUUAUUUUAAUAGUGAACAUACAGUGGCUCCCAAAAGUGUUCGUACACUUUGAAAUUUUUUAGUAAAACAAAAAUAACUCAAAACAGAAUUCGAAUAUGAAGUCCAAUAUUUUUUCACAUCAUUCCUAUGUCAUUCUAAAUAAAACCCUGUAGUUUUUUUUCAAAAUAUUGACCAAUCUUCUUUUUGAAGUGGGUCAAAAAACGAAGAGACAGAGAAAUAAUACGCCAGAAAAGUCAUCGUACACUCAAAUGUUUUCAAAUAAAUUCAUGAUUGAAAUUAUAUGUCUGUCUGUUGGUUUUGUUUCUCUCUCACUCCCCAGGAACUUUCAAAGGACUCUCAAUUCAAGAAAAACUUUUUUAAAAUGUAAAUAUUAAAAAUUAAUGCUGGAAACUAUGAAAUAAAAAUCACAAACACAUGUUUGACAGGCUAACAGGGGACACAUUUUUCAAUGCAAGAUUAUUCUAGGAUGAAUGGAAGACUAGGAUAAUAAAUGAGCUUAUGAGCAAAAGACAUUCGAAAAAAGACCAGAUAACUGGCUAUUUAAUUUUGUAAAUAUCCCCCCCCCCCCCCAUAUGAUUGUAAGCUAUGUUCCUUUAUUUGAAUAUAAAUAUAUAUGUAUGAUGCAAUUAAUGAUUGUAUUAUUACAUCACAUUUUAGCUGAUGAAACCAAAUUAUCUUUUAUGUUUAACUGUAGAGAAUGAAAAGGAGUGUAAUUUUUUCAAAAGCAUGCCUCUGCAAAGUAAUUUUAACUGAAUGGAUGCAUUUGAAUGUGCUUUGCUUAUCUUAAAGUUGAAUGGAGUUUUUACUGUCUUUUUUCCUAUUCUAAAUUAAUACCUGUAUGGAUGGUGAAUCAGGGGAUACUCAGCUUCUAAUGUGAAUAAAAGCACAGGGCUGUUGUCAAGGCCCUUCCAGCUGGUUGAAUCACAGGUAUGGGGGAUUCUGGAACAGAAUACAUUUUAAUGAUUUAAUAAUUAUGUUAUGUUAAUUUUUGCCAUCACAUGUUAUUUUGUUUUAUCUUCAAUAUUGAAUUUUAGAGAUCUAUUUGUUAAUCUAGUUAAAAACGAAAAAUGUUGUAUCAAAAUAUUUUUGUUGUAAAAUCUUUAUAUCUUGUUUAUUAAUUAUAGAUAUUUUAAAUGUUGUAUUUGUAUGAAAAUUUAUUUGUGUUUCAACUUGAAAUUAUGCAAUUUCUUUAUUUUUUUAAAAAUAUUUAUUCUUCUUUAUACCAUGAGAGUUUUGUUAAACAAGUGCCUUUAAUUUUUGAAAUACAACUUUGAUAUUUUAUGUUGUUAAAUUUUUAUAAUGCAUUUUUAUCAUUUGUUUUAAACUGAUAUACACUCUAAAAUAUUUGUAAUUUGAAAUAAAACUAUUUUUGUAUUGUAAUACUUUUAAGUGUAUGUGAUGCUUUAGUGUCUAAUUUCUAGCGUUUUGAAGUGCACUAUAUAGGAAAAACUAUCCUUGACCAUAAAUGUUAUGUGAAAAAAAUUCCUUUAAUUUUUGAAAUGAAUUUUUUUUUACUUUGUUAAAUUUUUGGAAUUCACUUUAUGUAUUUGUUACAAUUCAAAAUAUUUGUGAUUUGAAAUAAAACUAUUUUU
Messenger RNA from Uloborus diversus, 4416 nucleotides. RefSeq lists its product as uncharacterized. Gene Ontology annotation, biological process: signal transduction; protein phosphorylation. The record is from RefSeq and is a predicted model, not a curated record. The coding region runs from base 90 to 2285 and encodes 731 amino acids. NCBI's taxonomy places the organism in Eukaryota, Metazoa, Arthropoda, Arachnida, Araneae, Uloboridae. Gene Ontology annotation, molecular function: protein kinase activity; ATP binding; protein binding. The transcript is spliced from 15 exons.